CAUAAUGCAAUUAUAAGAAGAAGUUCCCAACUGGAAAAGGAAUGACGCUAUCAGAAGCAGGGUUCAUCUGAUUCUGUGCUUCUCUCCGAUCGAAUUCGCCCGGAAACCCAACAAUUCGUUCGAGCUGCGGUUUUUCUCAUCGUUUCCAGCAAUCGCGAUGAAUUGCGAAGUUUGCCAGCUCAAAGAACUUGAAGUUGAGCACUUCGAGAUACGUGAAGUUCUCCGGUGCAUUCUACACACUAUUUUUUUCCACAGAGCUUUAGGGCUAGUGCGCCCAAAAGACAUUGAUCUGGAGCUUUUUGAGAUUACAUAUGUGCAAUGUGGUGACAUGGAACUUGAAAGGAAAAUAGAUGAGAAGAUUGACCAAUUUAUUGAUAAGGUGGAGAAGCACCCUAACAAGAAAAAUCAGAUAUGUUUGUCCUUCUAUGAAGUUAAAAACAAACAAGCAACAUGGUUCAGUAACAAAGUUGAACGCCUCCACUGGGAACAGUGGUACAUAAAUCUGAAUGUUACACAAAAUCCAAAAGGACAUUCUGGCAAGUCUCAUCUUCCCAAAGUAGAAGUUAAUCCUGGAGACACUGCAGCUGAGGCAAGGAGAGCUCGGCGCACAGCACUAGAAUGUUCACUUCGUGAUAUUCUGUUUCAGAUAAUCAGAUUUGUGAAUGAAAAGAGAGAUCAUGUUCCUCCAAUACCAAACCUUGAUGGUGUUUCAUUUCCCUAUGAAAUUACUAUCUCAAGUUCAUCAGAUUCUGCUUUCGGGAUGGACAUGUUCAAGAGAAUGCUCCAAACUGGGCAUCCUACAAUGCUCAGCUGAUUAGCUAAGCCUUUGAGCUGGUCUGCUUCUUACAAGGCACCUUCUAUAGAAGUUCGGAGAGUCGCAUCACCUGUGAAUAUGUAGACUGUAAGUCUGGAAAAAGUUAAAAAAUUUGAUACUCCGAAAGAAGCUGUUGAUAUGCACAUAUUUAUUUAGAUAUCUUUAACCAUGGCUUUUAUUGUGGU
Molecule: messenger RNA, 999 nt
Organism: Sesamum indicum (sesame)
Lineage: Eukaryota; Viridiplantae; Streptophyta; Magnoliopsida; Lamiales; Pedaliaceae
Product: meiotically up-regulated protein
Biological process (GO): autophagy; autophagosome assembly
Cellular component (GO): Atg1/ULK1 kinase complex; phagophore assembly site
Molecular function (GO): protein kinase binding
Source: RefSeq, a predicted model, not a curated record